Messenger RNA from Dermochelys coriacea (leatherback sea turtle), 2022 nucleotides. It is a transcript of the gene DAP, whose product is annotated as death associated protein. NCBI's taxonomy places the organism in Eukaryota, Metazoa, Chordata, Testudines, Dermochelyidae. The record is from RefSeq and is a predicted model, not a curated record. Gene Ontology annotation, biological process: cellular response to amino acid starvation; negative regulation of autophagy; apoptotic signaling pathway. Gene Ontology annotation, molecular function: death domain binding. The transcript has 4 exons. Bases 103 to 417 code for a protein of 104 amino acids.
GCGUCCUGACAUCAGCGUCCGGCCACGUUGGCAGCGGAGGGGGCGGGGCCCGCGGCAGCCAGUCGCCGGCCCUGAGCAGCCGGACGCGGGGCGCCGAGCGCGAUGUCUUCGCCUGAGCAGGAGCGAGCCGAGACCCGGGCCGGACACCCCCCUGCCGUGAAAGCUGGUGGGAUGAGGAUUGUGCAGAAACACCCGCACACUCCAGAUGCCAAAGAGGAGAAAGAUAAGGAUGACCAAGAGUGGGAAAGCAGCAGCCCACCUAAACCAACGGUGUUCAUCUCCGGUGUCAUUGCAAGAGGUGAUAAAGACUUCCCUCCAGCUGCCGCUCAGGUAGCUCACCAAAAACCUCAUCCCUCUGUGGAAAAGCUUCCUCAUCCACAACACGUCAAUCAGCACAUCCACCAGCCUCGCAAGUGAGCCCUCUGUCAAAAAGCCAGCCAAACUGCAUCAGUGAAUACAUUGUAGAAAGAAGAGAUUAGAGUUUUUAGAAUUCACACUACCAAAUCAAUAAAACUGGCCUUUAAAAAUGAUAUAUGUUGCUUUCGCCUUAAUUCUCCAUGGUUUAAUAAAAAUGGAGACUUCAUUAGAUUCUGUUACUCCAGAUGGAAAACAUGCUGCUUUGUUGCUGUGUGUUUGCUGAUCAAGAGCAUUACUCAGUUUUUCCAGUUCAUUUUUGCUUAGCAUUGUAAUAUAUCUGUUAUUGCCAAGGCCAAACUUGAACAUAAAUAAUUAAUCUGAUGAAUGGAUUUAGAUGCAGGAUUGCCAUAGCCAAUAGCAGAGGUAGCUUUAAUGUUAAACCUGUUGGGGAUCAUAUAAGAUUUUGUGUUUGGUUUAUUUUAUGUGAGGAGGAUGUUUUUUGAAUUUGUUUGGGAGGUUUGUAAUACGUGGGAGUCAGAUUUUAUAGAAUCUUGCAGUCUGGACUAUAUUUGUGAUCUAGAAUAUAAAAAAGAAUGUUACUAAAAUUUUUAUGCUUUAGAUUCUCUCCUUUGAAUUUAGCCGUGGCAGAGAAGAAUUGACCAGAAACUAUAUUCAAAUGAGGUGUGGGGGGAGGAAUCUAGUUGAUCCUUCAUGAUACAUGUUCCACUUACACCACCUCUUCCAUGUAGACGUUGCACAUUUGAAGCGCUGUAGCUUUAGGUGGGAGGAAUAUGUCAAAAUAGGGGGAAGCCUAUUCUAUGCAGUGUCAUUCCUCAACUCAGCUAUUGGGUCUUGUGAUGGGUAUUUGUGAGACUUCAGGACCCUGUGAAGCCUUUCUAAAUAAAGUGAGCAAUAAGGCAUAACGGUGUGUAGUAAAUCAAUGAGGUGCAAGCAGUCCAAUGCUGUGAAGAAGUGAGCUCCUUUACUUCCCACUGAGAGAGUUGAUGGAACUCAGCAUCUCACAGAAUUGGGCCCAGAAUAGACAGAAGGGUAAAUCCUUUUAAUUUAAAUACGGUAUAUGGCUACUUUUCUAAAAUAUGGACUAUCUGUAACUGUAAAUGUGGAUAACAUCAUCAUGCAUGGUCUGUUAUAUACCAUGUCUGAUGUUUUUUCUAGUCUUUUACCAUAGGCAAGCAGAUGAUUAUACAGAUAAGAUGUACCAUUUUAACUAACAUAAUCUGAUUAGUCAAGGUUAGGUCUGGCCAUGUGUAUAAAUCUUUUUAUGCUUGCACAGUUUAAAAUCACUAGCUCUAUUGAAAUCAGUACCCCUAUCAAUUGCCUCCCACAUCUAAUCUCUAUACACCCAUGAAUAUUUUUUAAAAACAUGUAGCCUGUAUUUUUUAAUAUGUACUUGAAUUUUUAAAGGAAUAUAAAUUCACUAUUGGCUUUAGUACCUUGCAGGAUUAUAGAACUUCACUUCAGAGAAUGUGGCCACUUGGACCAAUAGUGAAGUCACUCAUCUGGCAAACCCUGGCAUCUCUGGGCUGCUCAGGGCUUUGGUAGUGCAUUUAGGGUUAAAAUCAAAUAGCAUGAAAAAGUAGUGAGAGGAGAGCUUUAAAAAUACUCUUUAAAACCAUGCUAAAUAAAGUCAUGAUUAUUCUCUGA